AUGCGCGCAGCCCAUAACCGACGAGCAGCUACGCACCCGAACGGCGACAACGACAACAACGGACCAGCGGAUGCCUACCUGCAACUGGGCAAACGUCACUUGACGGUAUUCGAGGAACAAGAGAUCUGCAGCGCACCGCUACCGACGCGUCGACAUAACGCUCUGUCCCCGACGCUGCAGCUACGGCACGACGAGGUCGAGGCCUUUCGCAACUUGGCGCACCGUAUCGUCGCGAGCACGUUGAUGCAAGAGCGGGACUUCCGGCACUUGGGGUGCCGCGAACCCGAUGAGAAGCAGUGGAAACUGCUCAAGCGACGCGAAGACCUGAGCGUCUGGAAGCACGUGCCACGCCACAAGCCUCUCGACAAGUCGAGCAGUGCCUCGUGCAACGUCCGGUGCUCGGGUACGCUCGAAGGCAGUAUGGACGACAUGCUGUAUGGCACGCACUCGAAAACGCGCGACGAGAUGCACGCGACCGCAGCCUAUUUGCACAGUAGCCACAUGGACUGUGCCGUGCUCAAUGUCCUGGACCGCGGCUCGACCGAAGACCCGUUCAGGCAACUAGCGCUCAAGUGGUCGGUCGCCGAAGCCUUUGGCGACGCGCGGCUGGUAAACCACCGCGACUGGUUCAACAUCGAGUCCACGGGCACGGGCGUUGAUGUCUCUGGCCAGCGGUAUGGCUACUUCCUCGCGCACCACGUCGACCACGCCGGGUGCCCGCCCAUGCCGGACCACAGCGACGUGAUAAGGGGCAAGAUGGCCAUGUGCUGCAUCUACCGCCAAGACGCCGGCUCGAAGGUCGUCCACGUGUACGCACGCGGAUCGAUUGAUCUAGGGGGCGGCCUGCCGGCGUUCAUCACGAGCAGUGCAUCCUGUGCCAUGAUGUUUUCCAUGGCCGUGUCCAUGGACAGCGCAGCCGGCAAACGGCUGACAAAGCUCGCGCUUCUUCGGCUUGCCGAGCGAGCCAAGGAGCGAGACGAGGGCCAUACCGAGACAGAGGUCCAGGCGGACUUUGGACGGUCGCACGCGGGGCUCACCACGAGCUCCGUGAGGGACUUCUUGUCGGCGUCAAUGGUCUCGUCGUCAAUGGUCUCGUCGUCGACGUACUUUGCUGCUGAUGCCAAGAACAGGUCGCCAGGACCCCUACAGCCACCACCGCCAUCACGGGUGUCCCGCAACCCAUGUCAUGUCUGCGACAAGAAGCCGACGACGCUAACGCUCGUUCGACCGGCGUACCGGCAGUGCGGUAUCUGCCGCGAACGCGCGUGUAGCAAAUGCAAUGUCAAGCGAAAGCUGUUUGGUCGAAGAGGUCCAGUGACGGUCAUGUGCUGCAAGAUCUGCAUCCUCCAGUCGAAGCGCUUGAGCAUCGAUCCUCGAGAGCCGUGUCCGAUACUUCCGUAG
Hyaloperonospora brassicae is the source of this 1401-nucleotide messenger RNA. Lineage: Eukaryota; Oomycota; Peronosporomycetes; Peronosporales; Peronosporaceae. The record is from the annotation of a GenBank genome assembly.